Molecule: messenger RNA, 3303 nt
Organism: Sturnus vulgaris (Common starling)
Lineage: Eukaryota; Metazoa; Chordata; Aves; Passeriformes; Sturnidae
Source: RefSeq, a predicted model, not a curated record
GAGCUGGUCCAGAACAUGAUCGACAUCAGCAUCUCCAACCUGGAGGGGCUCCGCACCAAGUGCGCCGCCUCCAACGACCUCACGCAGAAGGAGAUCCGCACCCUGGAGAGCAAACUGGUGAAGUAUUUCAGCAGGCAGCUGUCCUGCAAGAGGAAGGUGGCCCUGCAGGAGCGCAAUGCCAAACUGGAGGGCUUCCCGCAGCUCCUGCACUGGUUCCGCAUCGUCGACAUCCGUAAGGAGGUGAUGGAGGAAAUCGCCCCUGGGCAGCUCAGCCUGGAGGAUCUGCUGGACAUGACCGAUGACCAGGUCUGUGCCACCGUGGAGAAGUUUGGGGCCAACAGCGAGGAGUGUGCCCGGCUGAACGCGUCCCUGUCCUGCCUCCGCAGCGUCCACAAGUCCGGCGGGAGCCUCUCCAAGCAGGACUGGACCAUCCAGUGGCCGAGCACGGAGCCGGGCAAGGAGAACAGCCCGGGCUGCGCGGCGGAGCCGGGACCCUGGGGCAGGACGCACCCGAGCCCCAAGGCUCAGCCCAAGUGCGGGCAGCACCACUGCCACGCCGGCUCGUCCCACGGCCCCGUGUACACCCACGUGGACCGCCUGACCGUGGAGGGCCACCCGGGGCUGUGCCCACCCCUGGAAUCCGGCCACCGCUCCCUGCCGCCGUCCCCGCGGCAGCGCCACGCCGCGCACACCCCCCCGCGCACCCCCAACAUCGUCACCACCAUGACCCCGCCGGGGACCCCCCCCGUGCGCCGCAGGAACAAACUGAAGCCCCCCGGGACCCCCCCGCCCUCCUCGCGGAAGCUGAUCCACCUCAUCCCGGGAUUCACGGCGCUGCACCGCAGCAAAUCCCACGAGUUCCAGCUGGGGCACCGCGUGGAUGAGGCGCACACCCCCAAAGUCAAGAAGAAGAACAAGCCCCUGAACCUCAAGAUCCACAACAGCGUGGGGAGCUGUGAGAACAUCCCGGCCCAGCGCUCCCCUCUCCUCUCCGAGCGCUCCCUGCGCUCCUUCUUCGUGGGGUACCCGCCCUUCCUGCCCUCCACCCCGCCCGUCCACACCGAAGCCACCUUCUCAGCAAAUACGCUGUCAGUGCCUCGCUGGUCCCCGCAGAUCCCUCGUCGGGAUUUAGGAAACUCCAUAAAACACAGGUUUUCCACCAAGUACUGGAUGUCUCAGACCUGCACCGUCUGCGGGAAGGGAAUGUUGUUCGGCUUAAAAUGCAAAAACUGCAAGCUCAAGUGCCACAACAAAUGCACCAAAGAGGCCCCUCCGUGUCACCUGCUGAUCAUCCACCGCGGAGAUCCAGCAAGGUUAGUCCGGACAGAGUCGGUGCCCUGCGACAUCAACAACCCCCUGAGGAAGCCCCCCCGGUAUUCGGACCUGCACGUCAGCCAGACGCUCCCCAAAACCAACAAACUCAACAAGGACCACAUUCCGGUGCCCUACCAGCCAGAUUCCAGCAGCAACCCCUCGUCCACCACGUCGUCCACGCCGUCGUCGCCGGCGCCGCCGCUGCCCCCCAGCGCCACCCCCCCGUCCCCCCUGCACCCGUCCCCGCAGUGCCCGCGCCAGCAGAAGCAGUUCAACCUGCCAGCCUCCCAUUACUACAAGUACAAGCAGCAGUUCAUUUUCCCAGAUGUGGUGCCUGAGACGCCGACCCGAGCCCCACAGGUCGUCCUGCACCCCGUCACCUCCAACCCCAUCCUGGAAGGAAACCCAUUGCUUCAAAUUGAAGUGGAGCCCACCUCGGAGCACAAAGCUCCUGGAGUGGUGGAAUGUGCCCUGCAGCUGCCGGGCCUUUGGCUCGGGAUGAUCCCUGAUCCUGAGCUGCAGCCAGGAUGGAGUCUCCACCAAUGGAGAGGUGUUGGCCACGAAUGUAGCACUGUGGCCAUCAGUGCAGGAGUGGUGGCCAUCAGUGUGGAGGUGAUGACCAUCAGUGUAGAGACAAUGACCAUCAGGGUAGAAGUAAUGUCCACCAAUGUAGAGGUGUUGGCCACCAAUGUAGAGGUGAUGGCCAUUGAUGUAGAGGUUACAGUCACCAGGAUAGAGGUGGUGGCCAUCCAGGUAGAGGUGAUGGCCAUUGAUGCAGAGGUGAUUGCCAUGAAUGUAGAGGUGAUGACCGUCAAUGUAGAAAUGAUGGUUACCAGGAUAGAGGUGGUGGCCAUCAAGGUAGAGGUGUUGGCCACCAAUGUAGAGGCAAUGGCCAUUGAUGCAGAGGUGAUUGCCAUGAAUGUGGAAGUGAUGACCAUCAUCCUACAGACAAUGACCAUCAGUGUAGAGACAAUGACCCACAAUGUAGAGACAGUGACCAUAAGUAUAGAGGUAAUGUCCACCAGUGUACAGGUGUUGGCCACCAAUGUAGAGGUAUUGGCCACCAGUGUAGAGACAAUGACCAUCAGUGUAGAGAUGGUGGCUGUCAAUAUGGCCAUCGGGGUAGAGGUGAUGACCACCAGUGUAGAGGAGGUGGCUGUUGAUGUAGAGGUGUUGGCCACCAGCGUAGGAGUAAUGGCCACCAGUGUAGAGACAGUGACCAUCAAUGUAGAGGUGUUGGCCACCAGUGCAGAGCUGAUGGCCAUCAGUAUUGCAAAGAGGGCCACCCCUCAGCUCUGGAUGGUGUUUGGUCACCUCGUGGCACCAGGGCACGUGUCAUCAACCCGCUCUGCCGCCAGCCUGUGUAAAGGACGGACUCUCUACUCCGUGGUGAGGGAUGCCAAAAUUGUCCUGGAUGUCAACAAGACGAGGCAGAUAGCACAAGAAAUUGUGAAGGGAAUGGGAUACCUGCACGCCAAGGGCAUUCUCCACAAGGACCUCAAGUCCAAGAAUGUUUUCUAUGACAAUGGGAAGGUGGUGAUCACCGACUUCGGGCUCUUCAGCAUCUCUGGAGUUCUCCAAGCAGGCAGGAGGGAGAACAAGCUGCGCAUCCAGAACGGCUGGCUGUGCCACCUGGCCCCCGAGAUCAUCCGGCAGCUGUCCCCGGACACCGAGGAGGACAAGCUGCCCUUCUCCAAGCACUCGGAUGUUUUUGCACUGGGCACCAUCUGGUAUGAGCUGCACGCCCGGGAAUGGCCCUUCAAGACUCAGCCAGCAGAGGCAAUAAUCUGGCAGGUGGGAAGAGGGAUGAAGCCCAACCUCAGCCAGAUCGGGAUGGGCAAGGAGAUCUCGGACAUCCUCCUGUUCUGCUGGGCCUACGAGCAGGAGGAGAGACCCACCUUCACCAAGCUCAUGGACAUGCUGGAGAAACUGCCAAAGCGGAACCGCCGCCUUUCCCACCCGGGGCACUUCUGGAAGUCAGCAGAGUAA